CCUAUAAUAAUACAACUUACAUAGCUAUUUCCAGGAAAUUAUUAGGGAAUUGUGGAAGAAGUUAAUCUCAACAUAAAGAUCUAAAUGGUGUUUAAGCCCUCUCGGUUGACAGGGAUACAAAUUCUGAUGGAGAAAUACUGAUCAUUUGUCUAUUUUGUUGGUCUAUAAUUUGUCUAAUUUAUAUAUAGGCCUACUGAAGGGGAAAAUACUGAAGUCAGUCUAAAUAAUAACCUAUGUUUCCCCUUUGCUAAACCCCAGUUUCCCGGAAAUAAUAUCCAUUACAUGCAAAGUGGCUCUGCCCAUACACAGCCAAACUCUGUAUAUUACCUGUGUGCUUUACAAUAUUUGGGACAAACACGGUGUGCUUGUAUGUCUAUGUAUGUGUGUAUGUGCGUGUAUGUGUGGGCUCAGUGCUCACGGUUUCGCGAGAUGUGGACAGAGGAUUAGAGGAUUGGUGAAUCGGUGUAAGCGCAGCCGCUGGGGUGUGAGCAGCAUCAGCAUCUCUCCGCUGGAUGCGGAUCACCGGAAGGAUGCUGUGACAGAGAGGAAGCGUGGGGAUUGUGUUGUGUUAACGCUGUAUCCCAUUAUAAACAACUCCGUCCUCAAAACCAGACCCCGUCCAUUUUUAUUUUAUUUUGUUGUUAUUUUUUGUUUCGCUAUUGAUUGCUGCCAUGUUCCCAUCGUGUUGUUCUAAGACCGCGGACAGCGGCGCUAAACGGAGCUCCAUCGCUAAGCUGCUGCUCGGGGUCUUUGUGGUUUAUAUGCUCCACACCGUCUGGCUGCUGUGCGGCUUCCUCAACACCAAACCCUGCGAUGGAGGGAGAGGGGAGCACUGCAUCGCCUCCUACCUGACAGCGAGACCCAGACUACAGCUGAGUGUCUUCACCUGCCUUGUGCCAGACAACAGCCAACUCCACCUGGCUGUGAAGAUAGACCCAUUUGACCCUCACUCUACAUUUGAAAGGCAUGUGAAUGUCUCUCUGCCACAGGAGACUCGAGCUAAUGGCACAUUGUAUGCAGUCGUAUAUGUUCACAAAGCUGGUGUGUCACCUCUGGAGGACAGCAGAGAAGUCCACUACGCAGCUCAGCUCACCACCUACAUCGUUCCCACACACGCUGAGGGGCAGAGAGACAAGCAGAAGAGGCCCAGUCCCAGAUCAGAGAAUCCUGUAUCCCACUGGAGACCACACCUGUCAAUCACUAUGAUGUCAGAGGACUUCACCUUCAACAAGGCGGGGCUUCCUAGUGAUGUGCGGCGCUACAUGAGAGUCUCUCAGGAUGGCCAACAGAUGAUCUACCUCCCUCUGCUGCUGGUUAAUGAGCUCAGCUUCAGAGUCAGAGACCUCGUGGAGAUCAGCAGCAGCACUGCCCAGCUCCCUCUGACAGUGUCCUAUGAGGGAAUCUCUUUAAGGGGAUUCAGGUUCUGGGUGCAUCUACAGGAUGUUGUUUAUUCCCUGCGACAGUUUGGCUUCACAGAGGAGAACAUAGAUGAGAUUAAAGAGACGUUGGUGGACUCCAACCUCUACCUGUUAGUGCUGACUGCACUCAUCACAGCUCUACAACUCAUCUGUGAAUUCUUGGCUCUUAAAAAUGACUUCAGCUCGUGGAGAAAAAAGAAGAGCAUGGCAGGAAUGUCCAGGAAGUCUGUUCUGUGGCGUAGUCUCAGUACUUUGCUGAUUUUCCUCCAUCUGCUAGAGGAGACCAGCCUACUGGUGCUGCUUCCUGUUGGACUGGGAGCGUGUGUAGAGGUGUGGAAAGUGUUCAAAGUGUUUAACAUCCAGCUGCAGUGGAAAAGCUCCAGACUCUAUGUAAAAAAGCUGGACGAAGAAGAAAGAAAGACAGUGGAAUACGAUACACAGGCGUCCAGAUACUUGUCCUACUUGGUCUAUCCUCUGUGUAUCAGCGGAGCUAUUUUUUCACUGGCCUAUUUGCGCCAAAAGAGUUACUAUUCCUGGUUGAUCAACAGCCUGGUGACCGGAGUGUAUGCCUUUGGCUUCCUGUCUAUGGCCCCACAGCUCUUCAUCAACCACAAGCUGAAGUCUGUGAGCCACCUGCAGGGGACAGUGUUGAUGUACAGAGGAGUGAACACGCUGAUCUCAGAUCUGUGCUCUUGUGCCUCCCUUUUCUCCUCUUCUGGAUCCUUCUCCUCCUCACAUCAACUUUCCUGCUUCAGAGACGAGCUCCUCUUCUUCCUCUACCUCUACCAACGAAGACGCUACGCUCCCAAGGCCAGGAGGCGAGAGUCUGGGACCCACAGCAAGAAACUAAAGACUCAAUGAGGAGAAUUCUUCUCCUUCCUUUUUCUGAAAUGAAUACACAAACACACAAAAACUCAUCUUUGAAACACGGCUGAAGUUGUAAAACGGACACUCAGGCAGGACACUUGGCCAGGUGUGCCAUAGCAACUUCAAACUUAUCCAAGAUGAGCUGUUCUGCUUCUGACUCUUCACUGCUGUACACUGACGGUGCUGCUGUUUGCUGCUCGGCAUCAGUGAAGCUUCCCCUUUACUGCUACCAUGACUGAACUCAUUCCCAUACAGACACUCUCUGCUUCACAUAUUAUGCUGGCCUGCCUUUCAAGAAGAAUAUCAACAGUAUUGUUCCACCAUCGUAACGUGUAUUUGCUUGAUUCUGCUUUUUAUGCACACAUAAGGGGGUUAUGUAUUCAGACCGGGGUCAUAAGCUUGAACCAUGAUUCUCCUUUAAAAUUGACUUUAAUAUUUUAAUGAAGCUGGUGCCGCCCCUAAAUACAGGCAUAAAAUGACUGAUAAAAUAAUUUAGAAAAAAAAAAGUGAAGUGAAGCUAUAUGAAGAUUUAUGUUUAUAUAAACUGAAAUAUUUAAACCAAGACAACACAAUUUGUAAGGUUGCACAAUUACUUAACGCAACAUAUUUUGUUUCUUUUGAAACGUUAUGAUCCUGGCUAGAGUUUAAAAUACAUUUCUGUGGUUUUAACAUUGCAUAGCUUUGCAACACAAGUGUGUAAUGAUAGACAGACAGGGGGGUCCCGCAGGGUUGCAGUUAAGCAACAUGGCCUCAGACAGCAAUGAGAAGAUCAGACCAGCAACAUGAAGCACUUUUACUCUUCAUUUAGUUUGAUCUACCUGAUGUGUAGAUUUGAUGUUAGUCUUGUAUGUCUAAAAUGUCAUUACAUAAAGUCUGUUUUGUCUUCCUUAAUGUUCCAUCACAUAUUACAUACAGUCUCUACUGUAUUAUUUAAAAAAAUUCUUACUUUGAAAUGUUAUAUAACAUAUAAAAAGAGAUUGCACUACUGCCAGCAAGUUGACCACUUAUCGCUAAUAUCCUUACAGCAUGUGUCUAUGAAAUCCCUGCAAUGCAUUAGGACUUAGAACAGCUGCUCAGUCUGUUUCCUUUCAUUCUGCACACAAAUGCAUCACAUAAUAUGAAGAAACAUUUAUCUACUGUAAAUGAAUUCUCCAAAUUUUAUCCAGCUGUUUAUUAUGAUUGUUUUACACUGAUCUCUGCACUAAUUUCCGCUUUUUUGCUGACGGAACUGCUUGAAGCUGGAGAAUAAUUUACAAAAUUCUAAUUAGUUUUUUUAUUAUUUUAUUGCAUUGUGCUUGUUUUUUUAAUAAUAUGGAAUAAAGGUUUAUGCAAAUCACUUCAA
Messenger RNA from Dicentrarchus labrax (European seabass), 3627 nucleotides. RefSeq names its product lipid scramblase CLPTM1L-like. The record is from RefSeq and is a predicted model, not a curated record. The transcript is spliced from 17 exons. NCBI's taxonomy places the organism in Eukaryota, Metazoa, Chordata, Actinopteri, Moronidae. Bases 672 to 2279 code for a protein of 535 amino acids. Gene Ontology annotation, cellular component: membrane; endomembrane system.